This is a messenger RNA of Carlito syrichta (Philippine tarsier), 4278 nucleotides long. RefSeq names its product TRPM8 channel associated factor 1 (gene TCAF1). The coding region runs from base 690 to 2183 and encodes 497 amino acids. The transcript has 8 exons. Lineage: Eukaryota; Metazoa; Chordata; Mammalia; Primates; Tarsiidae. The record is from RefSeq and is a predicted model, not a curated record. Gene Ontology annotation, biological process: positive regulation of anion channel activity.
CCCCACCUAAGCAGUGUGGAAAUUGCUGGACCAAAGGUUGUGAAGAUGACCUCUCCGAGGACAGAGAGGAGCUCCUGCAUGGGAUUUCAGAGCUGGACAUCAGUAACUCGGAUUGUUUCCCAUCCCAGCUGCUAGUGCAUGGGGCUUUAGCCUUUCCUCUAGGGUUAGAUUCCUACCAUGGCUGUGUUAUAGCAGCUGCCCGCUAUGGCCGAGGCAGGGUGGUUGUGACUGGCCAUAAGGUAUUAUUCACCGUUAGUAAAUUGGGCCCCUUUCUGCUCAAUGCUGUUCGCUGGCUAGAUGGGGGCCGCAGAGGCAAGAUUGUGGUGCAGACAGAGCUGAGAACCCUGAGUAGCCUGCUCGCAGUGGGGGGCAUAGACACAAGCAUUGAACCCAAUCUGACCAGCGAUGCCAGUGUCUAUUGCUUUGAACCUGUGAGUGAAGUGGGAGUCAAAGAGCUGCAGGAGUUUGUAGCAGAGGGUGGCGGGCUAUUUGUUGGAGCCCAAGCCUGGUGGUGGGCCUUCAAGAACCCAGGAGUAUCCCCUCUGGCUCGAUUCCCAGGAAAUCUCCUCCUCAACCCCUUUGGCAUCAGCAUCACAAGUCAAAGCCUGAAUCCAGGGCCUUUUCGUACUCCUAAAGCAGGGAUAAGGACCUAUCACUUCCGCUCCACUCUGGCCGAGUUCCAGGUUAUAAUGGGCAGGAAGAGAGGUAAUGUCGAAAAGGGCUGGUUGGCAAAGCUGGGACCAGAUGGUGCAGCUUUCCUACAGAUUCCUGCAGAAGAGAUCCCUGCCUAUAUGUCCGUGCAUCGACUCCUGAGAAAGCUGCUAAGUCGAUACCGGCUCCCAGUAGCCACCCGAGAGAAUCCUGUUAUCAAUGACUGCUGCAGGGGUGCCAUGCUUUCCCUGGCCACGGGUCUGGCCCAUUCUGGAAGUGAUCUCUCUCUGUUAGUCCCAGAAAUUGAAGAUAUGUAUAGCAGCCCCUACCUCCGCCCCUCGGAAUCUCCUAUCACCGUGGAGGUCAACUGCACCAAUCCAGGCACCAGAUACUGUUGGAUGAGUACUGGACUCUACAUACCUGGAAGGCAAAUUAUAGAAGUCUCACUGCCUGAAGCUGCUGCCUCUGCUGACCUGAAGAUACAGAUUGGCUGCCAUACAGAUGACCUGACCAGGGCCAGCAAGCUUUUCCGAGGCCCGCUUGUGAUUAACCGGUGCUGCUUGGACAAACCCACAAAAGCGAUCACAUGCCUCUGGAGUGGACUCCUCUAUAUCAUCGUCCCUCAGAACAGCAAACUGGGCUCCGUGCCUGUCACCGUGAAGGGAGCUGUGCAUGCUCCAUACUACAAGCUGGGGGAGACAACCCUAGAGGAGUGGAAGAGGCGUAUCCAGGAGAAUCCAGGUCCCUGGGGAGAGUUGGCCACGGACAACAUCAUCCUGACAGUGCCCACCUCAAAUCUUCGUACUCUAGAGAAUCCUGAGCCACUGCUCCGCCUCUGGGAUGAGGUGAUGCAAGCAGUGGCAAGGCUGGGAGCCGAGCCCUUCCCUUUGCGUCUGCCUCAGAGGAUCGUUGCUGACGUGCAGAUCUCUGUUGGCUGGAUGCAUGCAGGGUACCCCAUCAUGUGCCAUCUGGAGUCGGUACAGGAGCUCAUCAGUGAGAAGCUCAUCAGAACCAAGGGACUGUGGGGCCCUGUCCACGAGCUGGGCCGCAACCAACAGCGGCAGGAGUGGGAGUUCCCACCACACACUACCGAGGCCACCUGCAACCUGUGGUGUGUGUAUGUACAUGAGACAGUCUUGGGUAUUCCUCGAGGCCGUGCCAAUAUUGCUCUGUGGCCUCCAGUUCGGGAGAAGAGAGUCAGAAUAUACCUGAGCAAGGGUCCCAAUUUGAAAAACUGGAAUGCGUGGACUGCACUGGAAACAUAUUUACAGCUACAGGAGGCCUUUGGUUGGGAGCCAUUUAUCCGUCUCUUCACUGAAUAUAGGAACCAGACCAAUUUGCCUACAGAUAAUGUCGACAAAAUGAAUCUGUGGGUCAAGAUGUUCUCCCACCAAGUGCAGAAGAACCUGGCUCCGUUCUUUGAGGCCUGGGCCUGGCCUGUUCAGAAGGAGGUGGCUACCAGCCUGGCCUAUCUGCCUGAAUGGAAGGAAAAUAUUAUGAAAUUAUACCUCCUCACACAGAUGCCCCACUGAAAUUGAAGCCAAGAAAUACAAAAGGGAAUUGACACAUCUCAGCAAAGAGAAUUGAAGGGAUUUGGUUAUAAGUGGAGAAGAUCUCAACACAUUUCUGGAAGAAAGAAAGUGGAUGAAUCAUGGUAAUGAAUGAAAGAGUGAAGGCACUUUUCAGACAAAAUAUAAACUGAUCUGAACAACAUAACCCCAAAGAGACCUGAGCAUCUGUAUAUUUAUCUACUAAAGAAUUGUGCCAGUUGUAAAAUUGAACUCAAUCCUACUCUACCCUCACUCUUGUGCACAGAACAGAGGCAGCCUACUGUCAGCACCAGUUUAAAAUGUGUUGUUGUUGUUGUUAUUAUUGUUGUUGUUGUUGCUGUUGUUUUAUACAGGAAUUGAAUAAACUGCCUGAAGAAAGGUAAGAGUUGGUGCUCCAGAAUAAAAUCUCUGUUUUUGUGAAAAUAAGUGGCCCCCAGACUAUCGGCUAAUUCUAUACUGACAAUUCAGACCUCUACUCAAGUGCCCAAUGCUUCCAGGGAUAGAAGAGGCUUACUGGAAAAACAUAUUCAUGUACACAACAACAGAAGAAACCCACAUCAACACCUGUAAAAGGCAGUAGUUAUGUUGAUUCUUAAUUGUGAAUGGCAAGCUAGGAAUUCCCAGACAUAGAUGGAGGAGAAAGGAAGAAAGGGGAGAAGCAUAAGAAACAUCACCAGGUAGAAUUAGGGCACUUGAAAAUAUGACAAACUCUGAGGAAACAAAAUCAAUGUGGAAAAAAUAAGGUAAAAUUCUAACUAUAUUGCCAGAAAGAUUUGAGAUGUAUCUUUUUGUAAUAUAAAAACAGAAUGCUACAAAAAAACCUCUUGAGAAUAAGAAGAGCUCUUUGAAAGUAAAAUAAAAUUACCAAAAGAAUUCAGUAGACAAACUGAAAAAUAAAAUUAAGAGACUCUCUCUAGAUGUAGAGCAAAAAGAAAUAGAAAAUAUGGAUAAAGGAAAGAAAAUAGACAAUCAACAUAUUUUAGGAACUCCUGGAUGAGAGAACAUAGAAAAUAUAGGUUAAAAAAAAAAAAUCAAAGAAAAGAACAAAGUGUCCAAAUUGAGAGGGCCUAACACAAUCUACAUCUACACACAAAUCUUGUGAAAUUUUGGAAUAUUCAGGAUAGUAGGGAGAUAGUAAAAUUACCUAAGGAGAAAAAAAUGUGAACAUCAUGAUUAGCUCAACAGAAAAAAGAUGAGAAAUAGACUGGCAGCAGAUUUUUUUUAUCAGCAACAUUGAAUGCCAGAGACCAAUGGAGCAACAUCGUCACAUAACUUAUGGAAAAUUUUUGGACCCAUAAUUUCAUAACAAGCAAACUGUCAAGAGCAAUGUCAAAAUGAAGAUAUUUUCUGAUAUGCAGAAUAUCAUUUUCUGAUAUUUCAGAAAGUCUGCAUCCUUUGUACCCUUACUAAGGAAGUAACUUGAGGAAGUUCAGGAAAAUGAGAAUGAAAACCAGAAAAGAGGAAGGUGGCAUCCGGAGACAAUAGACCUUACUUGGGAUGUCUCACUCCAGAGUUAUUCUAAAGGAUGUCUCACUCCAGAGUUAUUCAAAAGGAUGUCUCAUUCUAGAUAGAUUGGCAGUUAUCCAGUAGACCCAUGUCAGAUGAGAGUAGACAGUCUCAGACUCUCUGGGAAGAUGAUGCAUUCUGUGCCAUAGUUAAUAUCAUUGAGGAGAUGAAAUAUUUGAGAACAUUCUUCAGUCAAGAAAAAAGAAAAACAAAAACAUGUCAAAAAAAUCCAGGUCUAAUUAUGGACAUGGUUCUGAGUUACUCAUGGAGUAUAAGAAAGGACUCAAUUUGACAUUAGUGGUAGGUUCAUUUCCUUCCCAGUAGCACAGGCACCAGGAUAUUGGAUGUGUAGGGAAGAAAAUAUCCGAAACUUCUGCUUGGCUUUCAGUAAGAAGUGUUUGCAUAGUCAAAACAAUGUGUAUGUCGUUUAUUGAUAUUCAGUGUUCAGAACAGCCUAUUGAAAAGGCAUGAAAGGCUUAAUAUUUUAUUCAGAGCUGAAGUUGAAAGUAAUGUUGACAAGGAAAAGCUUGAGAAUUUGUUGAGGGAAGAGAAGUUGAAAGAUGUGUGGGGG